This is a messenger RNA of Lolium perenne, 1133 nucleotides long. Lineage: Eukaryota; Viridiplantae; Streptophyta; Magnoliopsida; Poales; Poaceae. The record is from RefSeq and is a predicted model, not a curated record.
UCCAAGAGAGAGGAGCCAGUUGAAAGUCGAAACCCUAACAGUACAUCCCCUCGCCGCCGCCGGUAGCAAGCAUGGUGAGGAUUGGCUGCGCCAUCGGCGGUGUGCCGGCCGGAGCUCCCAAGCCCCUUGAUGCCCCUUUUCGCAAUUACGUCAACCACCAUGGCCUCGAGGAAGUCUCCAAGAUGUUCUCGACCAGUGUUGAUUUGGAUCAGACGGUGAAGGACUUUGAGAAGAUGGUCAACGAUUUCAAUGGCAAUCCUGUGAAAUUGGUGUGGAACGAAGAGAAGCAUCAGGGUCAGGAUCUGGGAGACGAGGACGUGGACGAGGGUGAGAGCGAGCACGAAGAAGACGAGGCUGACGGGAAGGCAUGCAACAAGGUGGCAACAAACUUAAUCUCUGUACAUAUAUUGAAAGAUCUGUUGAUUUUCUGCUGGCUGAUUUCAGUAAGGUACUGCUAACUUGCUCUCCGUUCUCUGUUUAAUUGAUACACUGCAAUGUUUAUAUCUAUCCAGUUGUUCGGUGAUACAAAGAGUGCUAGUCUUGAGAAAAGACUACACGCUCCUAUUGAAGAUGGGCCGGAACCGAAGAAGCCAAGAGUAGCAGAAGGCCCAUGCAUCCAAGGAGACAAAAAUGAAGCUGCAGGGUUAUAAAAUUCCUCUCGGCAGGUACUCCUUUAUGUGUAAACCCCUGCUUCUGUUUCUAACUUUGCAUUGAAUCACAUAUUUUAAGAGACAAAUCAGUAUGCUCAUUUCAGUACAAUUUAAAUGACUCAAGAGGUAACGAUGUUAAGCAAUCACCCCUUUUAAUCCGAUCCGGUCGUACAGGUAUUUUGUGUAACUGUUGAGUAGCUUUAGGUAACACACUUUAAUAAAUCUAGAAUUUCUGUGCUAAUUAGUCCAAUUCAUCUGUUUAGUCACACUAAACAGGCGCCCAUAAGGAGGGUUGAUAAUAGAGGUACUGCUAACUUGCUCUAUGCCAUGUGGGGGCGUUUGGAAGGAGCGGAGUAGGAGAAUUUUCCAAACAAUACAUCCCUUCUACCCGACGUGAUGGCGGCUCUUGUUCGUGAAGAGAGCGCAGCGGCAGGACCCCGGAGAUGUUCUGGUGGUUCAGUAAUCUACGUUGUUUUCCUUUUG